UGAUUCAUGAACGUUUGUUAGCUGCCUCCGAAGCGUUAACCGCUCAUAGCCAUGGCCGCAGAUUUCAUCCUCGACACUGUGGCGAUCUGUUUCGCAGUCUUUUUCAUGACGGCCCCCUUGUCACAGGCAAUCGAUGUGUGCGGCACGCCAGCAAAAGUGAGAUAUGUGAAUCCCAUCAACUUGCUUUGCUUCUACCUGAACUGCAUGACUCAGCUGGCCUAUGGCCUCUUCCUGCCAGUCCCACCGGUUGUGCCGUGCAACGCUUAUGGAGUUGGUGUGGCCAUCUUCAGCACCUCCGCAUGUUGGUGGUUCGCGCGAAAGGAGCAACAUGCGAUCAAUUGGGAUCGCACCGCUGCAAUUGGCACACUGCUGGCAGUUUUGCUCUCGGCAACCAUCUUUGCCUUUGCAGCUUUGGAAAGCGCGGCUGACGUUGGCGUCCUCGGGAUGCUGGUGGGAAUCAUCAUGUACGGAGCGCCUUUGUCCAGUAUGAAAGAGGUGCUGAAGACCAAGUCCUCCGAGACCCUACCUGUCAUGCAGAGCUUCUUGGGAUUUUUGAACAGCUCUUGCUGGUUUACUGUGGGUGUGCGAACCGGGAAAGUGCCAGUGUGGGGUCCCAACGUUAUCGGUAUGAUGCUCUCCCUGCUUCAACUCGCUUUGAUCUUGAAGUACCCAGCGAAGACAGGCGGACCGGAGCAGCAGGACUUCAUCCCUGUCUUGGCCGAGCACUCCUUGGCGGACAUCGCUCGGGUGGUCAGUGCUGACCUGGCCGAGCGCUUGGCGGAUGGCAGCGAGUCAAUCAGCGAUUUCAUGAAGAGGUCCAGCCAGGACCUCUCGAGCUUCUUCUCGCCGAAUCGUGGCAACGAGUACAUCUCCUUAGAUGGAGAGGAGCCGAUGAGCCCUGACAAGAAGAAGCUGAUCGAGGAAUGUCCUCCCGACUUUGCUUAGCUGCUAAGCUCAGCUUCUCGGAUCUGACAGACGCAGUGCUUCUCGUUUGUUGUCGAAACAUAAGUUUUUUGGUUUGGUGCACUGAACCAAUUCCACCUGCGGAAGUGACCGUAAGUGGAAUAACAUUAAGCUCACUUGUGCAAAAUUGCAAAUACUUGCAAGCGCUUCCAGGCAGCCAUGAUACAUACAGUAACCAUGACAAAUCAGCGGUGUUCAGUUGCUUGCUUUCGCGCAAGGAAUGGGCGACGGAUUUCUGUAGGUGGGCCCACUCAGAGCAGUGCUUGCAAGUUGCUGCAGGCAACCUUUGGGUGGUUGGGCUUCGCCCAACUGACAGAUAGAUCAUUUUUGCCGACAUUCGCAGCAAUGUUGGCUGCUGGCUUCCUUUUUUUCCUCGCCAGCUGUAUGACUGCAGGCUUGACAAGAGUUCUCAACUGCGCUUAUGACAUUUGGGUAGAAUUUCAGUCAGAGGGCUCUACAUGGUAGCAACUCUCUUCAAGC
Durusdinium trenchii is the source of this 1443-nucleotide messenger RNA. The record is from the annotation of a GenBank genome assembly. Lineage: Eukaryota; Dinophyceae; Suessiales; Symbiodiniaceae.